Messenger RNA from Amyelois transitella, 1909 nucleotides. RefSeq lists its product as uncharacterized. NCBI's taxonomy places the organism in Eukaryota, Metazoa, Arthropoda, Insecta, Lepidoptera, Pyralidae. The transcript has 3 exons. The record is from RefSeq and is a predicted model, not a curated record. The coding region runs from base 382 to 1179 and encodes 265 amino acids.
CUAACUGAGUAAUCCCACAACUUUUUUGGGGGCUCGUCCGGGAUGGUGCUCAAUAUUGUGGUGGUCAAUAUUGGAUUGAAGUGAAACAACACGACUGAAGACGAAAAAUCAAGACGACUAUUUAAGGGUGCGUCCACAUCUGGCGAAUGUGCCGCGAAUGUGCAGCUCGCGAGCCGUUUGCGAGCUGCGCGCGUACAAUUUUGUUCGAGCGCCGCUCCUGCGCCGCCCGCGCGCAGUUCACGCGCAACCUAAGCGCCGUACGCGAUCAGCGCGCGGGCGGCGCGCUAGCGGCUCGCGUCUUCCUUCCACCCGCGUCUCAAUCCCCGCACCCCUUACCCGCUCAGUUCGUUUCUGAUUAUUGGAGGUUAAGUACGUGUUGUCAUGGAGUGGACGGAGGAGAACUGUUUACGCUUAAUUGAAACAUAUAAAAGAUUUCCAGUUUUGUGGGAUCCUAAAGAUCAAUAUUACUAUAGAAAAAAUGUAAAAAAUGAUGCGUGGAAAGAAAUUGGUGCUAUAAUGGGAAGCGAUUAUGAACAAUGCCGUAGCAAACUGUUAAGUCUUUUAUCUUCUUUUAGAAGAGAGAAAGGAAAAAGUCAAAAAAGUAAAGGGACAGGGAAAGGUGCAUCCGAGACUUACAAAAGUAGAUGGUUUGCCUAUGACGCUUUUUCCUUUUUAGCUGAUCGGGAUAAACCAAGGAAACGUAUAAAUACUGAACAGGCAGAUAUAGAACAAGAUAAAGUGGAUGAGCGACAGGUACAAGAUGAUGGAAUAAAUACUGACACUGAAAGCGACCUGUCUUUUAUUGAACCUCCGCCGUCCAAAAAGAAAAAAUCGACGGAUGAUAAAAUCGUAACUGAAGCCCUACAAUGUUUAAAGACUGCUACAGAAAAAUUGAGCGAUAAUUCCAAAUUGUCACAAGAAGUACAUUCAUUUAUAAAUUUUAUUGGAGCCAAAAUGGAAUCUUAUUCACGUUCAACAAAAAAUAUGGUUCAACAGGCAAUAUUUGAUGUCAUAAUGAAAGCUGAUUCUGGGUACUAUGAUUAUCAACCAAAUAUGCAAGUGUCAACGCAAGGUUAUACAACUUAUUCUCAAAGUGCUUCUACGUCCAGACCGCACAGUCAGGAAAGUAAUUAUUCGGCAGAAGAUACGAAUGACAGCUACAGUGAUUUGUUUCAAUAAUAACUACUUUCUUUUUGUAAACUUAUAUGUUGCUUAUAAAAAAGGCUAUGUGAUUAUUUAAUAAAGAUAAUUAGAAAAAUACUCACACGUACGUUUUCCUUUAAACACUUGAUAAUCGCCAAACACACUUCAGGAAUAAUAAUACUUAUACUUUGCUUAGAAAUUCUAAAAAGGUACUGCAAGCUUGUGUAGGAAUCUCCAGUGGCCAAGAAUCGUAAUGUCAAACUUAAUUUAUUUUCAACUGAAAUUGGUAGCCUAAAAUGCGUUUCCUUUUUAGCAAUCUUGAAACUAAGCAUGUGUAGUAGAUUUUCAUAUAAUUCUGGUGACAAUUUUAAAAAAUUUGCAUAGUGGCCGCUUAAUUGAUGGCUUUUUAACUCCGCUACUAUAUUCUGUUUUCUUUUAAAAAUAGGAUUUUGCCACCAACGCCGUUGUCUCUUUUUUUUCCUUUUUAUCAGUAAUAUAAUAGCUAAUGAUGCAGCAAUUAUAUUAAAAGCACUAGUGUCGUCCGACAUCUUCGAAAGUACUGAGCCAGUAAAUGGAACUGUAAGCGCGAGGAUUGAGUACGCGCAGAUCGCGCGCCGCGCGCACGCCUUAUACGAGCCUUGUAUGAGUUGCGCUAAGGCGGCGCAACGAACCAUUGCAGUGACUGCAUGCGUGCAGCGCGAGUGCAGUUCGCGUACCGUUCGUGAGUUGCACAUUCGCGGCACAUUCGCCAGAUGUGGACGCACCC